Messenger RNA from Notodromas monacha, 1030 nucleotides. The record is from the annotation of a GenBank genome assembly. NCBI's taxonomy places the organism in Eukaryota, Metazoa, Arthropoda, Ostracoda, Podocopida, Cyprididae.
GGAAAUCUCCGUGUUUCUCCGCAGCGGGCUGGAACAUGCCGAGGAAGUAAUUUCUGUGCACCAGCUGGAAUGGAGCGGUGGGGCGCAGAGGGAAUCGGUCGCGUUGCACCACCAUCACCACCAACACCACCACGAAGACGACGACGACGACGUCGUUGACGAAGACGCUGACGACGGAACGAAGGACGAGCCGCCCGAUUUCCCGCUUGAUUUGGACCCGACCCCGGCGGUGCCUGUCGUUGCGAGCCACCCGACUGACCUGGCCGACCCGCCGUCCAAGUUCCUCCGGCAUCGAUUCAGUGUUCCAGAGGUCAUCGACGACAGCUUCCGGCGGGACGUGCAGGGCUUCCACUUUUUGACCAAGUCCCCGUGCUACCCGGUCGUCUUCCAGCACGAGCGCUACGGGGCCACUCUCGUCUUCGUGUCGCCCAAGGAGCUGCCGGAUGUCCUGGAGGCCUUCAGCUCUCUGGAUCAGAAGGGAAUGCCCGAAGAAGAGACUGAUUUGGACGCCUUGUUGGACCCGCAGUGCUUGAGAGACGAAUCGGCGAUUUUUGAAGACGUUAUCAAGCGUUUGGAAGAGAGCGGAUGUCCAUCUCCGUUGCCGGGUUGCGCAUCGAUGCACCCGGGCCGCGGGCCGUUGCUCGAGGCGGAGGGUCUCGCGAAACCCUCGGGCUUGGAUCCCUCCCUGGGACCCGCUUUUCCGGACUCCGUCGAGGAGCCCAUGCUGCAUCUGGACCUGGACUCGAGUCUAUAUUCGCCAUCCCCGGAGCAUUCGGUGGAUACGUUCAGUCCUAGCGACGUUCCGAGUGACGCAGCCUCACUCACUUCCUCGUCAUUAUGCGUCAAAAAAGACACUACCUGGUCGGAUUCUCUAUCCAGCAACGGAAGUCCGAUGGAGACUGAUUCCCUGGAUCUACACCUGAGCGGAGAAGAUUGCAGUCAACUCAUUUGCGAAGAUCUACCACUCAUUGGUUCCCGAGAAGCCCUGUGGUUCACGACAGUCGCCGAGAACGUAUCUUGCGAACCGUGA